Molecule: messenger RNA, 1443 nt
Organism: Moesziomyces antarcticus
Lineage: Eukaryota; Fungi; Basidiomycota; Ustilaginomycetes; Ustilaginales; Ustilaginaceae
Exons: 1
Coding region: 1-1443 (480 amino acids)
Source: RefSeq, a predicted model, not a curated record
AUGGUCUCUCUUUCCUACUCGGCACCUACUCCUUCCGAUGACCCUGUCUUUGUCCGCACCCACUUCCUCGGUCGUGUCGCCUCGGACGCUCUCGGCCUCGAGUACCAGCAUGAGCUGCUCAAGCGACGCUCCAGCCGUCACAGCGACCUCAACCGCUGGGACGCAAACUGGCUCGCUCCCGUCACUCACACCAUGAGCUACGACACCGACGACACCACCGACACCGACGACGACGUCCUCCUCAACUCGCAAGCUUCGUCCCAAAACAACAAGUCGGCCGCUGCACACCAGCUUCGAAGUCGCUCGUCCACUCUGCCAGUCCUGUACACCUCCAACGCUCCCGUCGAGAUGGCGCGCGCGCGUUCCAUGACCGCACCACCCACUGCCGCCUCCUCGUUCGCAGACCUUCGUUCCUCGCGCAAGAAUCGAUCCUCCAGCGCCACCCAGUCUCGCCUCCUUCCCGAGCAUCCCCUCACCAUUGACACGGCACAACCUCUCCGCCUGUCCACCGCCAACAUCGCUACGCUCUCCAGCGAUGCGUCGUCCUCGUCUUCUUCUGUCCGCGCAACCUCGCCAAUGCCUACCGUUCAGCCUUCGCCCAAGACCUGCAGCGCGCCCGUCGUCCGCAUCGAAUGCUCCGAGUCAGAUGGUUCCUGCCACGGCGACGCCGGUGAUCAGGACCCCGAGGCUCAGCUCGCCGCCGGCAUCAUCCGCCUGCGCGAACAGCGUCGCAGCUCGGCACACAAGUCGCAAUCCCGACGCACCACGACCAAGCGCCGCGCAUCCACCACCCAGGCAUCCUCGUCCACUCCCAAGCAGUCGCUCGACAUCAACGAAGAUCUCGACUCGGACGAUGCCGACUCGCUCAUCAUUCGCAACCACGGAGGCAGCUUUGUCCUGCGUCUCGCAGAGAUGGUGCUCGACUUUGGCUCAUCGGCUCUCGAGAAGCUCGUGGCCGCCGACGCUCCCGAAACGGCGCAAGACAGCAUGGCAGGGCUUCAACCCCGCCGACGAUCAUCCACAACUCCCAAACAGCUCACGGCCGAAGCUGGCGAGCUGCUGCGUCGUCGCCGCGAGCGCCGUGGCACCGUGCUGCCCACCGACUCCCCGGAAUCCAUCGGUGGCACCAAGUCCACUCUGACGCGGUCCUGGUCCGUUCCCAAGCUGCUCAGCCUCCCGCUCUUCAAUCCCUCGGCCUCGCUCCGUGCGCUCUCGUCUACCACAGCAUCGACGCCUGCCACCCCUUCGUCCGCUCCCGCCCGUCUGCAUCCCAACUUUGGCUUCACCAUGGCGUUCGAAGAGCCCGCUCACAAUGAGCCCAGCUCCUUCGACGAGGUCGGCGCCUGCUUUGUCCGAAACAGUGUCUCGCUCUAUUCCAAGUCGCCCAAGCCAGACAACGCAUCCCUCGGACCCGAACAGGUCUCUCCGCUCUGGAAGCAGUAA